CAUCGAGCUUAAUAAAAUAUUAAAUUUAUUUCCGGCCUAAGUUUCUUCCACUUGUGUUUCUGUGCUUUUAAUUUUUCAUUUCAUUUUUUACUCCUAAUACCGCAUUUCGCGUCUACUUAUAUUUACACACGCAUUGCUAUUUUUUCCUCCCUCAACUUGAUCGAGAAAGCCUCAAGCUUUCGCCUUGUACUGCAUUUUUAAUCCUUGAAAAGUAAUCUUUUGACCAUAGCCGCCGACAUAUAACAUGCAUUAGCUAUAGAAGGAAAAAUUCUCCCGAUAAAACUGCGUGUCUGACUCGUGGAUAAAUACGCAUUGGAAAAACUGCUUAAUACAUGCACGUGCAAUAAAUAAUAGGAUUUUCAGAACACGUGUUUUUAUCCUAUUUGUAUCAUGCAUGCGUUCUUCACAUUAUGCGUAUUCCAAACAACGGUUUAAACCUGCACAUUUAGUACUGGAUAUUUUAGUAUUUCGCCUGUUCACCCCGUUUAACCUUAGAACAGCUGGUUUCUACAGGGUGUAUGAGAAAAAACGCAAACAUGAUACUGAUAGUUCCCAGGGGCCUACGAUCUUCUAUUAUUCGAAAAAAGCAAAUACCUCUGAAUAUCCUUGUACAGGGAAAAUAUUUCCUGUUUUAUGCAGGACUAGCUCCUUUUUUUAGCAUAUCUUCCAUGCUUGUAUUGGUUUUAGUUUCUCUUACUUUAAGGAUAAUCCAUUGAGAUUAUUAAUGAAUUAUGGUAAGAAAAUGGCAAAUGUUUAUAAAUCACCUUUAGAAUCACACGUGGCAGCCAUUGGGGAAAUGAUCUUGCAAAAUCCGAGAGAAUCUAAAUUAUAAUUGUCAUCAGUUUACUACCCCUUUGAACUAAUUUAUUUCCUACGUUGUAACUCGUCAUAAUCUAGUGUGGGCUAUCUCUAUCGAGAUGCAGAUAUCGACGUUUUAUAUUUUCUACAGAAACCAAAGGGAAUUUGUGUUUUUAUGUUUAUACCUUGAAGGAAAGGUCAUCAAACUGGCCAAUUUUCAAAUCCAAUUACCCAAAAGAGAAUGACAAAAAUCCAAUUGUUACAGGAAUUCCUCCCGUUCCUUAUGUAAUCGCCCUGACUUAUAAAUUAUAAUAUGACAUUAGACAAAGGCAGUUGCUUAGCAUGCAACACGUGUUGGGAAAAUAAAUCUCAGCCAAUCAGCCAUAAUCCCAGCAAAAAUCAAGCGUAUCUUUGAAAUAAAUCUUCCGUAUACACUCCGACAAUAUAAUGAAUAUAUUACGUGGUCAAGGACCAAUUUCUUUCAUUCUAAGAUUUAUCGCUUGUGGAGAUACAUUAGAAGAUCCAGAAUGUUUCAUUAUAUAAUUCUAAUCAUUCUCACUCUCGUUAUAUAUUUCAAGUUUUUAAAAAAAUCUCCACGACACAUUUUGGUUGAUAGCAAUAAAUGUGUGUUCAUUACUGGCUGUGAUUCUGGUUUUGGUCUAAACGCUGCGAAACAACUCGAUUCCAUCGGGUUUACAGUCAUUGCGACGUGUUUAACUGACAAGGGAGAGCAGAUACUCCGCGAAAGUUGUAGCAAGAAUUUACAUGUUAUAAAGAUGGAUGUCACUGACACGAAGCAAGUUCAAGCUGCUUUUGACUAUGUUAAAAACACAAUGAAAUCAGAGAAAGGUCUAUGGGCGGUGAUCAACAAUGCUGGUGUUUCUAGAAUUGGACCUCUGGAUUGGCAGACACUGGAUGACAUGAAGAACAUGGCUGACAUAAAUUUGUGGGGAUUAAUUGAUGUCACUAAAACAUUUCUGCCACUUUUAAAAAUCUCUGCUGGACGUCUAGUGAACAUUGGAAGCAUUGGAGGUCGUCUAAGCCUUCCUUACAUGGGUGCAUAUUGUGCAAGUAAAUUUGCAGUUGAAGCAUUUACAGAUGCAUUGCGUGUUGAGUUGUGCCACUGGGGGAUGAAGAUUAUUCUCAUCGAACCUGGGUUCUUUAAAACUAACAUGACGGAAAAGGAUACAUUAGGUUCUCAAUAUGAUCAAAUGUGGUCAAAAUUGUCUCAAAUUAAGAAACUGGAAUAUGGAGAGGAGUUCCUUCAGAAAACCAAAGACAAUAUGUUAUCUGGGGUCGUCGACACCUGUGUAUCUCCCAAUGUCUUUGUGGUCACUGAGGCAGUUGUAGAUGCUGUUACAUCAUUGAAUCCUAGGAUUCGCUACGUGCUUGGUUGGGAUGCGCGUUUCAUUUGGUUGUGGCUUUCAAGAUUGCCGUCUGGUAUUUCAGAUUUCUUAAAGCGCCAUGUAUCAAAAAUUGAAAUUCCUGCCAAGCUAAGAGGAUCGAAUUAGGACAUAAAAUAUAUAAGCAGAUUAUUUCCAAUGCAGGGACCGAGUGAUAACAAGUUAAAUAUUUUCUCUCGUAGUUGGCCAUGGUGAUGCCUAUUAAAUCACGGUUGCUUUGUAAUCUUACAUAUUAUAAACAUUUUACUGAUUUUAGAUUAUUAGAAAUGUAGGAUUUCAUGGGGUUAGCUGAAACUGUCACUGAAACUGUCACUGAGGCAUGAAGUAUAGUUUAAUUCAAGCUUUCCUGGUAGGAUUUUUGAAUCAUAUUAUAUACAAACACACAUUGCUCCUUUUUCUGACCUUUUUUCUUUCAUCCUCUCGCUAACCAUGAAAGCAAUUAAAUCAUUCAAAUUUC
Messenger RNA from Dendronephthya gigantea, 2658 nucleotides. Its product is annotated as retinol dehydrogenase 2-like. Gene Ontology annotation, molecular function: oxidoreductase activity. Bases 1326 to 2309 code for a protein of 327 amino acids. The transcript has 4 exons. Lineage: Eukaryota; Metazoa; Cnidaria; Anthozoa; Malacalcyonacea; Nephtheidae. The record is from RefSeq and is a predicted model, not a curated record.